Aquila chrysaetos chrysaetos is the source of this 1274-nucleotide messenger RNA. RefSeq names its product INO80 complex subunit C (gene INO80C). NCBI's taxonomy places the organism in Eukaryota, Metazoa, Chordata, Aves, Accipitriformes, Accipitridae. The record is from RefSeq and is a predicted model, not a curated record. Gene Ontology annotation, cellular component: Ino80 complex. Gene Ontology annotation, biological process: chromatin remodeling.
CGCGCGGCGGGGGGAGGGGGGGAGUAGCGCUCUCUCCCGGUUCCGCCCCACCGACGUGCUCAGCCCGGGCACGAAGGGGAGGGGGGGGGGUGUGCGUGUGUGUGUGAAGAAAUGGCGAGUCUGAUCCCCGCGGCGGCCUCUUCUCCCGCCGGCGCUCCAUCCCGUAGCAAGAAGCGCCCGGCGAGCCCCGGUACCGGCAGCGGCCCCGCCAAGAAAAAGAAAACGACGGCGCCGGGCGGCUCGCAGGGUGCAGGUGGAGAGGCCAUGAAUGAAAACAAAUUUCUGAACACAGACUCCAGCACAGGAUCAGCGGAAACAACCGUCAAGCCGUUACCGUUUAAAGAUCCAAACUUCAUCCACUCCGGCAUUGGUGGAGCAGCAGCUGGCAAGAAGAACAGAACUUGGAAGAACCUAAAACAAAUUCUUGCUUCUGAAAGGGCAUUGCCAUGGCAACUAAAUGAUCCUAGCUAUUUUAGUAUUGAUGCUCCUCCUUCUUUUAAGCCUGCCAAGAAAUAUUCAGACAUUUCAGGACUUCCGGCAAAUUACACAGAUCCUCAGAGCAAGCUAAGAUUUAGUACUAUUGAAGAAUUUGCCUAUAUUCGGAUGCUCCCUUCAGAUGUGGUUACAGGAUACCUAGCUCUAAGGAAAGCAACAAGUAUUGUUUCUUGAAGAGACCAAAUAUUGUUGUACACCGCUUGUGAACAGUGCUAAUUUUGAGAAUCAUGAUGGAAACUGACUGCGGGACUGAGGUUCCUUAAGACUAUCCAUGGGUUUUUACAUCUGGAAGUAGUUGAUGAUACAUGGAUUUGAAGAACAUACGGAUUUAAUUUUGAUAAAUGCUGAUAUUUGUUAGUUUGCCAAUUUGUAAGCAAUUUGAUUUGGUGAACAGAAUAACUUAGACCUUAAGGAUAUGUAUCUGUACCAUAAUGUCUGAGUUAUAUUAAUUUCUCUAGAGACAGGAUUUCAUCUCCACCCUGUAUAUUUUAUGUACUGCUCUGGCUCAGCAGAAACAGUCAUUUGAAUUAAGGAAAAGGUACCAAGAUAUCCCAGCUUCUAAACCUGCCUUGCCAGAUGUGCUUGCCACUUGGCUAUGAAGAAGUUUGUCCCAUCUAUAAAAUGAAGCUAAAAUACCUAGCAAGUGCUGCUGUUGUGAUGACUCUUUAUGGUACUGAGCACUGUGGAAAUGAACAGCUUCACACAAAUAUUUGCAACAGCUUCACACAAAUAUUUGCAACGAAGAACUGUCAGCAUAAAUAAAGUUGGACUCAAACUUG